Messenger RNA from Pocillopora meandrina, 1551 nucleotides. Lineage: Eukaryota; Metazoa; Cnidaria; Anthozoa; Scleractinia; Pocilloporidae. The record is from the annotation of a GenBank genome assembly.
AUGAAAUAUGCCAACGAAGAGCUUCUUUUAGACAGCUCUGAUGUAGAGUAUACCUUCAAUACCGAGGAAAGCGAGGGAUAUAGAUUAAUAAAUGUGAAAAAUUUAUCCACGGCCGUCUCAAAGGUAUACGUGUGUGAGAAAGGUGAGAAAUUUUUUGAAAUCUCUGUCUUUCUCUGUUCUCGAUUAUGACUUAUUUCCCAUAUCAUAUCGACCCUUAGUUCCAGUUUUUCCCUGCUAAAUACGCUGAUUUAUCUAUUAAAUCUUGGAUUGGGUAAGAAAAAGAUUUUUAGGUAUUGUGCAUAUACACUGUAAACAAAAAAUUAUGGGGAAAAAAUCACAGAAUGUGUAUUUCUGACUUGAGGUCUUUACUUUGUUUAUAAUAAAAUUGCCCGAUUUAUUUUACAAUUUUCACUUGAUUUGUCUUUAGGCACCUUAACUCUUGAGGAAGAUAAAAGUGCAAGAGCAGGGCUGAUGUCACAGUUUUCCCUUCAAUGCAGUUCCUGUGAGGAAUCCAGUUCACUUCCAACAUCCAGUGGUGUGACCCAGCGAGGGAAAUCAUAUGACAUUAACUGCCGAGUUGUCUACCAUGCUAUAGAGAGUGGCAGUGGUUAUGAAGGCCUUGCCACAUUCUGUGGUAUAAUGAACAUGCCCUGCCUUUCUAAGCCUGCUUACUACAAACAAGUGGACAACAUCCUGGAAGCUCUUGAGGAUGAAGCAAAGGAGGACAUGAGAAAAGCUGGAGAGAGACUUGGGCAGCAGAUUUUGGAAGAAAACCCAGAAAAAGAUCUGGAUGAUACUCUGGAUGCUGUUGUAAGUUUUGAUGGCACUUGGGCCAAACGAGGGUUUACCUCAUUAACUGGAGUGGUUUUUGUCAUUUCAGUGGACACUGGUGAAGUUUUGGACUACCAUGUCCUUUCAAAGGCAUGUCAGAAAUGUGCUUUAAAGAAAGCAAAAGGUGUAAAUGAGGAAGAAUUUGAGGAGUGGUUGUUGGAACAUGAAUGUGACAUAAACUUUGCUGGUAGCUCACCAGCAAUGGAGUGUGAAGGAGCUGUAGUCUUGUGGGAAAGGUCAGUGGAACGUCACAACCUGAGGUACAGAUGGAUGGUGAGCGAUGGUGAUAGCAAGGCCUUUAAUUCUGUGGAAAAUGUUUAUGGAGAAAUCAAAGUGAAGAAAUUAGACUGCGUGGGACAUGUCCAAAAAAGGAUGGACAAACAUCUGUUGAACCUGAAGGCCAGAACUAAAGGGAAACUAGCUGAUGGUAAACCUAUUGGUGGUAUAGGGAGACUGUCUGACACAAGAAUAAAGAAGUUCCAGAAAGAUUAUGGACCUGCAAAUCGACAAAAUACCAUCAGGAAAUCCAAUCCAGCAAGAAGGGAGGUGGAGGUUGCAGUUUAUACAAUGAAAAAAAACAUUAUUGCAAUACUCCAUCAUAAUGUCGAGUCAAAUGACCUCGCCAAACAGCAUCGAUUUUGUCCACCAGGGGAAUCCUCUUGGUGUAAAUGGAAGCAAGAUGAAGCAACAGGAACAUCUACAUACAGUAGUGGUAACUGA